Prorocentrum cordatum is the source of this 2158-nucleotide messenger RNA. NCBI's taxonomy places the organism in Eukaryota, Dinophyceae, Prorocentrales, Prorocentraceae. The record is from the annotation of a GenBank genome assembly.
GAGCAGGCUGCUGAGGAGGAUAAGUUCCUUUGCCUCAAGGAGAACCGUUGGGUUCCUAGGAGUGAGAAGUCCAAGGGGCAGAACCAGGCCGACUCAUGCGAAACAUGCGUUGCGAAUUACAAAGGCCUCACCCGCCGUUGGGCCAAGGACAAGAAGCUUAAAACGUGGUGGGCUGACAAGGCGCCGCAGGAGAAGGAGGAGUGGUACUGCAGCCACAAGGAUGCCACGGGCGCCGUCAAGCGCACCGCGGGGUCGCGGCUGAAGAUCACGACUGGCAGGGUCAAAGAAACUGGAAAGGAGGAGCGUAAGCGUGUCUGGUGGCAGCCAUGCAGCAUUCGGUGCGGAGUGGAGUACAUGACGAAGCACCCGAACUGGACACAACGGGACUGCUGGCAGGAGUGGCAGAAAGAGCUGAUGUCCGAUGGUGUGAUGAAGAAGAAGAAGAACGACAGAGGUGAAUGGCUGAUCGGCGAGUACCAGGGGGAGAUGGAGGACCUCGUCGACACCGACAAGUUCCAGCAGGUGGUGGCCUCGGACUCCAUGGAUGACGUUGAUGCUGCCAUGGAGCUCCUGCAGCAGGCUGGGAAUGCUCGCGACGCUCACGCCCAGAGCUCAUCCUGGUCUGGAUUGGACAUGCCAGCGAGGGCGAAUCCAGAGGGACUUUCGAACGUACCUGAUGAGAUGGUCGCUGGCGUCUUGGAACGCAGUGUAUCCAUGCACGACGACCGCGACAACGAGGACUUCCUCUCAAUGGUGGGGCAAGCGCAGGCAGCGAAGCGCAGCUACGACGAGCUCCUCCUGAGCGACAGCGCAGCUGCAGCAGCCUAUGCUGCGACGCGGCCAGAGCAGGAGCCCGCUGAAGGCAAAUCGAAGGAGGCUGAGCUGCUGGCGAUGAACGGCAAUAUCGAUGCCCAUCUGGUGGCGAUUGCGAACAAGUUCUCCGCCGCUGGGCUGGAUGCCAAGUCGUUCAUAUCCUACCUCGCCAACGAGGUCGAGAAGGGGGAGUCGUUGAACACAGACGUCGAGGCCAUGUUCACCAAGCUCAAGACCUACGUCUCCCAGCUGCCUGGGGAGGUGCAGAAGGUGUCCGAGGAGUGCAAGGCCCUUGCCAAGGCGGAGAAGCCCGACUCGGGUAAGAUCAAGGAGGAAUUGAAGCGUGUAGCCACCGAGUACACCAAGCAGGAGUCCACCUUCGGCCAGAUGCAGGCAGCCUUGAAGAUGCUCAAGAUGCGCGUCGGGUUCCAGUCGAGGCUGGCCAAGAGGAUCAAGCUUCGUCGGGGUAUCGCUCAGGAGGACCUGACGGCCACGGAACACAGCGCACGUUUCCAAUUCGUUCUGUCCCACCUCAAGCAGAACCAGAACAUCGCCACCACGUGGGACGCUGUGCUGCAGGGGAAGCCGGCCAUCCUUCAGCUCGACGAGGCCAGCCAGGCCGAGGCCAAGAAGGGCGCAGCCUACAAGGCAAUGCUCAAGUGGUUCUCUGCGCAGUUGGAGAAGCAGGAGUACGGCAAGCAGGGUAUCCAGGCUGCCGUCGUGAAUCAGAUCUCGAAGGCGCUCUUCAACAAGGUGGGCAUGCCGCGUGAGUUCGAGAAGCCGUUGCGCGCCCGCAUCCCCGUGCCUGAGGCGACGUGCAGGGAGGUGGGCAAGUGGAUGCUCUACCAGGGCGUGGAGCAUCACACCGUCGGGAUGCCCACGGCGUAUGGAUUGACAGAGCAGAGGCUGCUCUUAGAGGGGAAGGAAUUGGUGAUCGGGUUAUCCUUCGUCGUCUUGGCGCGCCCCCUGAAGGAGGCUAUGGAGGAGCUGGAGACUUCUCCUGGCAUUGACCUCGUGAAGGCAGCCAGCGAGGCCCCCAAUUUCAUGGUGAUCAUUCCUCCGUGGCACAUCGUUACACUGCCCGCGGGCUACAUCUACCUGACGUUCCGCAUGGAGGAGACCAUGGGCAUCAAGUGGAACACGUUCAACAUGGUCGGCGAGUCCUGCGGUGUAGGUCAGGGGGCAUGUCUGGCGCACCGUUGGUGCAGCGCUCUGCUCGAGGCGUACCCUGCUCUUGUCAAGGGCUCGCCGCAGUGCGUGCAGAUCCUGAAGGCCUGCCAGGCGAAGUUUGGCACGUCGACGCCGCAGAGCAAUGUGCCGAUGGCCAUCCUCGGCGGUGGCGAUG